AGGCUCAUCAACUUGUCUGUUCCCGUCUUCCCACGCUCAUUUCGCCAGCUUAUUCUUAAGGUUGAACUGGCUAUUGCUACUGCCUCAUCAUGUCUUUACUUCAGUACCCUGCGCCUGUCGACUACACGGCGCAAUUAGAAGCCUUCAAGGAUUUCCUUCAACGUUUCAAAACUUUGGAGUCGACAUCGGAGGCGGCAGCAACGGAGGCCAUUGAAGAACUGCAUAUCGACGGCGACAACAUAAGCGAUGAAUAUGAUUUCAUGUCCGACGUGGAAGAUGAGAAUGGGGCGCAACGGACCAGGAGGCGACGAGAGCCCAAGCUCAAGUACAUGCAAAUAUUGCAGGAGAUUGCGGACCGGGAAAGGUCGAAUAUUCUCAUUGAAUUGGACGAUCUGGCAGCUUACGAGAAAUCCCUUGCGGAGGAUACAAAUCUGAAGCUAGUCGAAUCGGUCGCGAAAAAUACCAAGCGUUAUAUUGAUGUCUUCUCUGAAGCGGUGGACGGAGUUAUGCCUAAAGAGACCAAAGAGAUAACAUUUAAGGACGAUGUACUCGACGUGAUUAUGUCGCAGCGUGAAAAACGUAAUGAAACCAUGACGAUGGCCAUGGAAGCCGACGCAGAUGCGGUGACAGCCCCUUCGUUAUUCCCACCCGAACUUACUCGCCGAUAUACCCUUACUUUUAAACCUCUUACGCCGUCGGGAUCGAGCAGUGAGCGCGAUUCCAAGGCCCUUGCUGUCCGAAAUGUUCGUGCAGACCACAUUGGUGGCCUCAUUACCGUCCGUGGUAUAACCACUCGUGUAUCGGACGUGAAACCCGCUGUCCAGAUCAACGCCUACACUUGUGAUAGGUGCGGAAGCGAGGUCUUCCAGCCUGUUACCACGAAACAAUAUGCCCCAUUGACGGAAUGUCUAUCAGAGGAGUGCCAGAAGAAUAACUCAAAAGGGCAGUUGUUCCUCUCCACCCGUGCAUCGAAAUUUGUUCCAUUCCAAGAAGUGAAGAUCCAGGAGAUGGCGGACCAGGUACCUGUUGGCCAUAUCCCCCGGACAUUGACUGUUCACUGUCAUGGAAGCUUGACACGACAACUGAAUCCUGGAGAUGUUGUUGAUAUCGCUGGGAUCUUUCUACCAACUCCUUAUACCGGGUUUAGAGCCAUUCGUGCUGGACUACUAACCGAUACAUACCUAGAAGCCCAGUACAUCACCCAGCACAAGAAAGCCUAUAAUGAGUUGGUAAUGGAUGGACGGACACUUCGCAAAAUUGAGCAGCACAGGAAGUCCGGCAACAUGUACGAGUACCUGUCGCGGUCUAUUGCACCUGAAAUCUACGGUCACCUGGAUGUCAAAAAGGCAUUGCUUCUCCUCCUAAUUGGAGGUGUUACCAAGGAAAUGGGCGAUGGCAUGCAUAUCCGUGGAGAUAUCAACAUCUGCCUUAUGGGUGAUCCUGGUGUAGCCAAGUCUCAGUUGAUGAAAUAUAUUGCUAAAGUCGCCCCACGCGGUGUGUAUACAACCGGCCGCGGAAGCAGCGGUGUUGGGCUUACAGCAGCAGUGAUGCGGGACCCAGUGACGGACGAGAUGGUGCUCGAAGGAGGUGCUUUGGUGCUGGCAGAUAAUGGAAUCUGCUGCAUUGAUGAGUUUGACAAGAUGGAUGAUGCCGACAGGACAGCCAUCCACGAAGUAAUGGAACAACAGACCAUUUCGAUUUCCAAGGCAGGAAUCACGACGACUCUCAAUGCCCGUACAUCUAUCCUGGCGGCGGCUAACCCGCUUUACGGACGUUACAACCCGCGUGUGUCUCCGGUUGAAAACAUUAACCUGCCCGCCGCGCUUCUGUCGCGUUUCGACGUCCUGUUCCUCAUCCUUGACACACCUUCACGCGAUGCAGACGAAGAACUGGCUAGCCAUGUUGCGUAUGUGCAUAUGCACAACAAGCACCCCGAUACGGAGGAUGGUGGGGUCAUGUUCACCCCUCACGAGGUUCGCCAGUACAUUGCUAAAGCUAGAACCUAUCGACCUGUUGUUCCUUCGUCAGUCUCAGACUACAUGGUUGGUGCAUAUGUCAAGAUGCGGAAGCAACAGAAGCGCGACGAAGGUAGCAAUAAACAGUUCUCCCAUGUCACACUACGUACCUUGCUCGGUAUAAUCCGUCUGUCACAAGCACUUGCCCGUCUCCGGUUUAGCAACGAAGUCAUUACGGAAGAUGUCGAUGAGGCACUGCGACUGGUCCAGGUCAGCAAGGCAUCUCUAUCCCAGGAUGGAGAGGCUGGAGCCGACCAAACUCCCAGCACAAAGAUCUACAACCUGAUCCGUGGCAUGUGGCAGAGUGGAGCUGCUGCUGCGGGUGAUGGCGAUGAUGGCGCUCUCAGCAUGAGGAAGAUCAGAGAACGGGUCCUAGCAAAUGGAUUUACUGAAGAUCAGCUAACCAUGGUGAUUAAUGAGUACGCUGGGAUGGAUGUCUGGCAAGUGGCUAGCAAUGGCACACGCCUGGUAUUCAUUGGUGCUGAUGAUGAUAUGGAAGUCUGAUGGGGUUUGGGUCCGGUUGUUUGUCAGAAUAGAAUCGUUGCUGGGUCUUUCUUGUAUUUUGUCUUUUACAGCUACAGGUAUGGAAUGGAGUUGUGGAGUACUUGUUCCCACCGGCAAAUACUUCCCAACAAGUGAUUAAAAAAUAUUCAUUUGAUUCAGUUGAGGCCUCUAUAUUGACAAGAAAAUAAUCCGUAAAUGAAAA
Monascus purpureus is the source of this 2721-nucleotide messenger RNA. The record is from the annotation of a GenBank genome assembly. Lineage: Eukaryota; Fungi; Ascomycota; Eurotiomycetes; Eurotiales; Aspergillaceae.